AUGGAAUGGACUGCUUGUCUCGACGAAUAUGAGAAACUCGUCUUCCGUAUGAACACUCCCAGGGUCGUGAUCGAUAAUGCCGUCUGCUCCACUGCGACUUUAGUCAAGGUCGACAGUGCUAGAAGGCAUGGGAUUCUUCUCGAGGCUGUUCAGGUCCUCACGGAUCUUAACCUCACCAUUAAAAAAGCGUACAUUUCUUCUGAUGGACGGUGGUUCAUGGAUGUCUUUCAUGUCACUGAUCAAAACGGGGAUAAAUUAACGGAUGAGAGCGUCAUUCAUUACAUUGAACAGUCACUUGGAACAAUUCACUUUGGGACAUCCAACUGCAGCAACGGUUUAACAGCACUUGAGCUCACCGGAACAGACCGGCUUGGCCUUCUCUCCGAGGUCUUUGCAGUGCUAGCUGACCUGCAAUGCAAUGUGGUUGAGUCCAAGGUGUGGACGCACAAUGGCCGGAUCGCCUCCCUAAUUUACGUUAAGGACUGUGAUUCUGGUUGCCCAAUUGAAGACUCACAGAAAAUUGACAGAAUUGAAGCGCGGUUAAGGAAUGUUCUCAAGGGAGACAACGAUAUUCGGAGCGCGAAAACCUCUGUUUCCAUGGCAGUUACACACACCGAAAGAAGGCUGCAUCAAAUGAUGUUUGCAGAUCGUGAUUAUGAUAGGAAGCCCAUUUUGCAGCACAGCACCGACUCACCGGUGAUCACGGUGCAGAAUUGGGCUGAAAGGGGUUAUUCCAUUGUAAAUAUUCAGUGCAAGGAUAGAGCAAAGCUUUUGUUUGAUGUUGUCUGCACGUUGACAGACAUGGACUAUGUGGUAUUUCACGCCACUGUUAAAACAGCAGGGGAUAGAGGACACAUGGAAUUUUACAUUAGGCACACUGAUGGAACCCCAAUUAGUUCUGAACCCGAACGACAGCGCGUAAUCCAAUGCUUACAAGCUGCCAUUCAAAGAAGAGCUUCUGAGGGUGUGAGGCUAGAACUAUGCACCGAGGAUAGACCAGGUCUUCUAGCAUAUGUUACAAGAACGUUCCGAGAGAACGGUCUAAACGUGACAAGGGCCGAGAUUUCGACAACAAAGGCCAAUGCCCUGAACGUUUUCUAUGUGACUGAUGCAAUUGGAAACCCUGCAGAUCCCAACACCAUUGAAUCAGUGAGGCAAAAAAUAGGGUUGAGUGACUUAAAAGUGAAGGAACUGCCAUUGAUUUAUCAUGCAAAGGGGGAAAGGGAGGAGCAAGCAGUUGGUGUUGGUGGGGCAGUCUUGUUAUCACUAGGGAGCCUAGUGAGAAGGAAUCUGUACAAUUUGGGUCUCAUCAGAUCUCACUCUUGA
Prunus armeniaca (apricot) is the source of this 1326-nucleotide messenger RNA. The record is from the annotation of a GenBank genome assembly. Lineage: Eukaryota; Viridiplantae; Streptophyta; Magnoliopsida; Rosales; Rosaceae.